Molecule: messenger RNA, 3594 nt
Organism: Globicephala melas (long-finned pilot whale)
Lineage: Eukaryota; Metazoa; Chordata; Mammalia; Artiodactyla; Delphinidae
Gene: TSC22D4
Product: TSC22 domain family member 4
Biological process (GO): response to osmotic stress; regulation of transcription by RNA polymerase II
Source: RefSeq, a predicted model, not a curated record
GGAGCGUGGGGCCAUGGCGCUGCGGCAGGGGUGGGGGGUGUGCUCUUGGGAGGCGGGCAUCGUCAUGAAGCCCAUCCUGAGCGAGCGGCGCAGCGAGGCAACGUCCCGCACGCGGACCCCCGGCCCUGGGCCGGCCCCGGGCCCCGAGGAGCCUGCAGGAGCCCCCUCCUUACUGGAGCUGGGGAGAGAAGGCCCAGAUGGAGCAGAGGUCGGGCCUCAGGCCUGGGCCUCCGGCUCCCAUACCCCAAGAGGGGUUUGCAACCCUGUGGCCUCCCAGGGAGCCAGACAAGGACACACCUGAGUGUGAGAAAUGUCCCUGCUCUACCACUGAUAGCCUUUCUGAAUGUCCUGGGUCUCAAUUUCCACAUCUAACAAGAGGAACAGUACGAUGUUUGGGGUUUGAUUCAAAUACUCCAGCACACUACAACAAAAGAUAUUGAAACAAGAUUGAGUUUCAAUUGUGAGUUGACAACUGUUGAAACCCCCUGCUGGGUCCCUAGGGGUUCAUUUUACCAUUCUCUCUAGUUUGGGGCAUGUUUGAAAAUUGUCAUAAGGAUCCACUUGAAAAAAUAAGGACCGGGGAGAAAAACAGUAUCUUCCUCGUACGGUUGCUGUGAAAACCAGCGACGAUAUGACAAUAACAGCUGCAGCAGCACCAGAACAAUUUAGUGGGCGCUUACGGAGUAGCAGGCACCCAGCAGGAUCCUGGUAAGUUCCUCCCCACUCUUCCGUGCGUCCGUAGGCCAAUGGCAGCAAGUGCCUACAAGUAAGGGAAUCCCGGGCCUCCCCGCAAACUCCUCCCCUUUCUCUCCGCCCUCCGCGGCCCCUCCCUCCGAGGAAGAGCUGGGCUGGGGCCCAGCAGGUGUGGGGUUAAGGCAUCCUGUUCCGGGCCCCUGGAACAGCAGCGGCAGCGGCAACUGCACCAGCAGUGGUCGGGGCAGACCUGGCCCCGGGCCAGCUGGCUGGGAGCCCCAGGAGCGAGAAAGGGCGGAGGAAGGGGAGGAAGAGGGGAAAGAGGAGGAGGAGGAGGAGAGGAGCAGUCAGCAGGCCCGAGGAGGCAGGACUUCCUGGCGUGGGGGUUGUCAACAGCCCCGAAAGAGAAAGACCGAGAGGAGCGGAGGGAGACCCAGCGGUGCCACGCGGAAGGAGACUUGGGAGAGCCACUCGCCGCGACGACCACCGAGGCGGCUCCACCUGCAGGGUCGGGGGCUAAGGCGCCCCCUCCCGCAUCGGUCCGCAGACCCUUGGGGCUUCGGAGGCCGCGCCUGGGCUCCGCCAAGGAGGCGGGGGUUCCUUCUUUUCUGGACAGCAAACUUUCCGCGGAGAUGCCUUUCGGGGCGAGGUGCGGCCCCCGAAGAGGACCGGCCAGCCUCUAAUUGCCGCCUGCGCCCCCGAGCUGCUGGGGCCACGAGGCCCCGGGGAAGGGACAACCCAACAUCUUAGGCGGCCGGGACCCCCGGCCCAGCUCGGUGGCCGCGGCCGAGAGUUUGCAAACUCAGCUCUGGAGUUCGGCGGUGGCAGCGACAGCAGCAGGAAAAACCUGCCCCUGCCCCCCCAGCUCCCGCCACCUCCCCUACCCUGUUCUCCCUUCACCAACCAGGCACCCCCAGUUCCCGUAAGGCCCUCCUGCCAUGUCGGACCCAGACAUCCCCAGGGGCCCUGAUGUCCCCACCAUGUGGCCCCCCUGUUCCAGGGGUGCCUGAGCCCCUCGAAGAGCCACCACCGCCCCCCUGCCCACCUUGGCCCAGUCCUGAGCCCCAGGGACCAUGAGUGGGGGCAAGAAGAAGAGUAGUUUCCAAAUCACCAGCGUCACCACGGACUACGAGGGUCCGGGGAGCCCAGGGGGUCCAGAUCCCCCUGCCCUGCCGGCUCCCACUGGGCCCCCGCCCCGCGUGCCCAACGAGGAGCCCAACCCCGAGCCAGGGGGCAAGGGCACCCCCCGGAAUGGCUCCCCACCGCCUGGGGCCCCCGCCUCCCGUUUCCGGGUGGUGAAGCUGCCCCAAGGCCUGGGAGAGCCUUAUCGCCGAGGCCGUUGGACAUGUGUGGAUGUUUACGAGAGAGACCUGGAGCCCCCUAGCUUUGGCCGGCUCCUGGAAGGGAUUCGAGGGGCCUCAGGGGGCAAUGGGGGCAGGUCUUUGGAUUCCAGGUUGGAGCUGGCCAGCUUAGGCCUGGCCACCCCUACCCCACAGCCAGGCCUGUCUCAGGGCCCCACCUCCUGGCUCCGCCCGCCCCCCACCUCCCCUGGACCUCAGGCCCGCUCCUUCACCGGGGGGCUGGGCCAGCUGGCAGUGCCCGGCAAGGCCAAGUUGGAGACAACCCCCCUGUCAGCCUCCGCGCCCCAGCAGCGCCCCCCAGAGGCCGGGACGGGGGAUAGCGCGGGCACUUCCCGGGCUGCCACGCCCCUGCCCUCUUUGAGGGUAGAAGUGGAGGCAGGGGGCUCAACAGCAGGGACCCCUCCACUGUCGCGUACGAAGGAUGGAGCUCUGCGGCUGAGGAUGGAGUUGGUUGCUCCAGAGGAGAUGGGGCAGGUGCCCCCACUCGACUCUCGCCCCAGCUCCCCAGCCCUCUACUUCUUCCCCGAUGCCAGUCUGGUUCACAAGUCUCCAGACCCCUUUGGAACAGCGGCUGCCCAGAGCCUCAGCUUCGCCCGCUCCAUGCUGGCCAUCAGUGGCCACCUGGACAGUGAUGACGAUAGUGGCUCCGGAAGCCUGGUUGGCAUUGACAACAAGAUCGAACAAGCCAUGGUCUUCUUCUGGAAACACAAAGCUAAGUCAACCAUCGCAGAAUUCACUGACUCCAAGAAAAAUGAGUUGAAGGAGAAGGAGUUGGAGUUGAAGGAGUUGAAGGAGAAGGAGAAGGAGUUGAAGGAGAAUGAGUUGAAGGAGAAGACUUCCAAGGUGUCUGAGACUUUCAAGUUGGUUGAGUCCCCCAAGGAGGCUAAGGUCUCCAAGAUGGAUGUGUCCUCCAAGGCGGCUGACCCCUGCGUGUUGGCCAAGACCACCACGGACGGGGCUGCGGUGGAGGUGGGCCAUGGGCCGAGAUCGCUGUUGCAGCUGCUCCGGACUGCCGUCAAAUCUGUCUCCACGCUCAUGGUCUCCGCCCUGCAGUCUGGCUGGCAGAUGUGCAGCUGGAAGUCAUCUGUGAGUUCUACCUCAGUCACCUCCCAAAUGAAGACCGGGUCCCCUUUGGAGUCGAGAGGGACUGAGAUGCUGCAGGAAGUGUACCUGGUGCUGUGGGCCGUUCGGAAACGACUGCAGCGGCUGGCCCGCAGGCAGGAGAGGCAGCGACGGCGCCACAUCCGGGCCCACAUCUGUCCCCAACCUGACCCAGUUCAGGGCUUGAGACAGGAUUCCCAGAGUCCCCUCUAGGGGGGAACCCCACAUCCUCAGAAAGCCCCCACCUCACUCUUAGGUAAGGUUGAUAGGAGAGGUUAGGGCAGCAGGCCAGGAGUUGUGGGUGAGGAGAAGUUUUCAAACCGUCACCUCUCAUCGGGACCCCAAGGCCUGGCCUGGGGGCCCACGUACUCUCCUUCAUUCCUUUUAUUCAAUUUGUAAAAAAUUAUCAAAAUGUUGGGAAAUAAAUAUCGGAAAUUUC